AUGGCACCGCAACCGCAGCCUCAACCUGCAAACCAGAAUCCCCCACAAACCAUGACUUUGACCAACCAACUCAUGGGGAAAUUCAAACCGGCGAAGAUCUUCAAAGGCGCGGUGGAGGCUACGCCACCUCCAUCUCCCGGUGGCAGGACAUCGAGUAAUGGACCCAAACAUAUCACCGGGAUCUCCUUUGACGAUAGAGGGGACCAAGUGAUCACAGCAGCUGAGGACGAGACGUUCCGUUUGCCCUUGAAAACACUACAUUCGAAGAAGUAUGGAGUUGAUCUACCCCGGUUUACCCACAAGAAUACUUCAAUUGUCCAUGCGUCGACGAAGGAAGACGAUACCGUACGGUAUCAUUCCUUACACGACAACAAAUACUUGCAAUACUUCAAGGGGCACAAAGAUCGAGUUGUGUCACUAGAAGUGUCCCCUGUGGACGAUUGCUUCAUGUCGGGAUCUAUGGACAAGACCGUUCGACUAUGGGAUCUCCGCACGCCGACAUGCAGAGGCCUUCUCGCUUUGCCUUCUACUCCAAUAGUCACAUAUGAUUUGUCGGGUCUUGUCUUUGCUGUCGCAGUUAACCACUACUCAAGAAUUCUCCUGUACGAUCACGCGAGCUUCGACAAAGCGCCUUUCCUAACCAUAACUCUUGAAGAUCCCACUCUUUCCCUGAUCUCGUACCCCCCUCGACCUAUAUAUAUGACGUCUAUGUCUUUCUCCAGUAACGGCAAGUAUCUACUGGUCGGUUGCUCGGGGGAUGCCCACUAUAUACUGGACUCCUUCGAAGGCCACUUGCUCGCGAAGCUGGAGGGGCAUACUGGAUUGGAGCGACGUAGAAUGGGAACUCCACCAUCGAUUGAGCCUUCCAAAGGCAACAGUGGCGAAGAAGUCUGCUGGACGCCCGACAGCAAAUAUGUCAUUAGCGGUAGUCUCGAUGGCAAGAUUGCUAUUUGGGACGUGCAAGAUCUACCCACGCGAGAAGGGCCCAUAGACCUCAAGGUUCCUCCAUUACGCUUGCAGCCCCUGGCCUCGCUAGAAGGACACCCUGGCCCGUCGAGAUGCGUGAGAUUCAAUCCUCGUUAUGCUAUGAUGUGCACAGCCGGCGCAGAACUGGCGUUUUGGCUGCCCGACAAGUCUGCGGACGACGAUGAAGUUGCACGCGAGCUGCUAAAGAAGAAAGUACCAUAA
Messenger RNA from Pleurotus ostreatus (oyster mushroom), 1188 nucleotides. It is a transcript of the gene SWD2, whose product is annotated as member of Set1p complex, histone methyl transferase. The coding region runs from base 1 to 1188 and encodes 395 amino acids. The record is from RefSeq and is a predicted model, not a curated record. Gene Ontology annotation, molecular function: protein binding; chromatin binding. NCBI's taxonomy places the organism in Eukaryota, Fungi, Basidiomycota, Agaricomycetes, Agaricales, Pleurotaceae. Gene Ontology annotation, cellular component: Set1C/COMPASS complex. The transcript is spliced from 4 exons.